AAAGCAGUGGCAGGCUGGCAGGCGGCGGAGGUGGCAGUUCUCUGCCCGGGCCAGUAGGCAACAGCAUGGAACGGGCCGGCCCCGGGAACGGCAGCCAUGAAACUUGGGGGGCUCUUCGGGUGCGGCAGCUGCAGCUUAGGGAGCUGUGCCCGGGAGUGAACAAUCAGCCCUAUGUCUGUGAGAGUGGCCACUGUUGUGGAGAGACUGGCUGCUGCACCUACUACUAUGAGCUCUGGUGGUUCUGGCUGCUUUGGACCAUCCUCAUCCUCUUUAGUUGCUGCUGUGCCUUCCGUCAUCGUAGAGCCAAACUCCGCCUGCAGCAGCAACAGCGCCAGCGUGAGAUCAACCUGUUAGCCUAUCAUGGAGCCUACCACGGUGGUGGCCCCAGCUCAGGGGGCUCCGGCCUUGACUUACGCCUUCUCACCUCCUUCAAGCUUCCUGCCUAUGAGGAUGUAGCUUGCCGCCCUGGAACCCCACCUCCCCCAUACAGUGUGGCUCCUGGGCCCCCAUCACCCAGCUCCAGUGACUGCACCAGCUGUUCCUGUGCCUCCAGCUGCCCCCCUUCUCCACUUGGUCCUAUAGGGGCCUCUUCCAGGACCCACCCACACAGGGUAGAAUGGGAGAGUGGAGCUGGGGCAGUUGCCCAAAGUCAGCCUGGGGAUAUGGGGGAAGGGGAGAGUCCAGCACCCCCAGACCGGUCCUGCCGCCAUCGAAGGCUGACUGGAGAUUCGGGAAUCGAGUUGUGUCCUGGUACCUGCCAUGGUCUAGUUGACCAGGGUCCUGCCAAACCAGGGUGGGCAGAGCCACCACCACUCCAGGAGAGCAGUGUCUGUUCCCUCAAUUCAGCCCCUGCUGAUCCUGUUCCCUGUGAAUUCCCAGUCUCUUCUGAAGGGUCUGGACCCAGGCAGAGCUGUGCUCUGACUCCUGGGGGAAGGGGUUCUGGCAGUAGUAACUGCAUAUAGGAAAAGAGUGGUUGGUUGCCCUUCCCGUUCACAUACCCGACACCUCAGGUCUCAUUAAAGAGAUUUAACUAGC
Molecule: messenger RNA, 1035 nt
Organism: Dromiciops gliroides (monito del monte)
Lineage: Eukaryota; Metazoa; Chordata; Mammalia; Microbiotheria; Microbiotheriidae
Gene: WBP1
Product: WW domain binding protein 1
Exons: 4
Coding region: 66-962 (298 amino acids)
Molecular function (GO): WW domain binding
Source: RefSeq, a predicted model, not a curated record